Messenger RNA from Alosa sapidissima (American shad), 1144 nucleotides. RefSeq names its product type-4 ice-structuring protein LS-12-like. The record is from RefSeq and is a predicted model, not a curated record. Gene Ontology annotation, biological process: lipoprotein metabolic process; lipid transport. Bases 209 to 628 code for a protein of 139 amino acids. The transcript is spliced from 4 exons. Lineage: Eukaryota; Metazoa; Chordata; Actinopteri; Clupeiformes; Clupeidae. Gene Ontology annotation, cellular component: extracellular region. Gene Ontology annotation, molecular function: lipid binding.
CUGUGUAACAAUGUUAUGCUAAUCAGUGUAUUUCUUCUUAAUCAAUCAGAUUUCAUCAAGUGCACAAUCUAAUCCUAAUCUUGUCACAUCUGGUUUGAACCCCAUUCUUUGAGGCAAUAUAAAAAGCUCUCCGCUGCAAGAAGAGGACACAACAAGCUGGUAGAACCUCUGGAGUAAAGAGAUCAGCUGUCCUCAUCAUCCUGCAACAAUGAAGUUCACUCUAGCUAUCGCCCUCCUGAUGCUGGUUAUUUCUCACGGCACUGAGUCUGCAUCUAUGGUGAAGCGUGAUGUGCCCGCGGAGAUUGAGAAGAUCACCAAGUACCUCCAGGAGCUGAGCAGCAUGCUCACCACCACCACCGCUGAACUGGUGGAGAAGAUUAAGGCCGCUGACCUGACCAGCCAGGCUGAGGCUUACCUUCAGGAGGGCAAGGCUCAGGUGCAGCCACUGCUGGAGAAGGUCCAAGCACAGCUGAAGCCCCUGACAGCCAACAUUGAUGAGAAGCUCAAGCCCCUGUCCGGACCCAUCCUGUCCCAGAUCCAGCCUCUCGCUGCCUCCGUCGAGGCCCAGGUGGAGGAUCUCCUCAGGAAGGUGAUGGACCACACCAAGGCCCUGCUCCCUCCUCAGUAAAUCAACAGGCCCCUGUUGACUCCAAAUGUGCAUUAUCUUGAAGACAAAAACUUUUGUUGCUGCAUCAUGUCAUGUAUCACUGCUAUGCUGCUCUGCUGAGCCCCUCUCAGCCUUGGAAUGAGUUUACUGAUUAUUUAUCUGAAUCCUUAAAACGCUUCAGAGGUGACCAUCUAAUGCGUGUGAUGUGUUUGUGGAAGAAUGGCUUCUCUAGAAUGGUGUGUACUGUAUGUUCUGUGAUGAAAAUGUUGAAAAACAAAAACUCAAAAGUGGUUUGUGGUUACAAAUAUCCACUGUGAUGGUUUAAUCACUAAAACCAUGAUCAAUGGAUCAUGUGCAUUAAUGCAUCUGAUGGAUCAGUAGAGUUUAGAUGUGGAUUUAGGCCAACAAUAUCAGGUAGCGAACUUAAGUAAACAUACAGAAAAGUGUUGACCUGAUAUUUCUGAUAUACAAGCAGCCAGCCAGUGCAAAUAGUGUGUUAUUCUAUAUAAAAUCAGUACCUCUACCCCUAAGAUUAUA